Synchytrium microbalum is the source of this 339-nucleotide messenger RNA. RefSeq lists its product as uncharacterized. The transcript has 3 exons. Lineage: Eukaryota; Fungi; Chytridiomycota; Chytridiomycetes; Synchytriales; Synchytriaceae. The record is from RefSeq and is a predicted model, not a curated record. The coding region runs from base 1 to 339 and encodes 112 amino acids.
AUGGGGCCACGAGAUCGCAACGAAGAAGCUUCUGCCUCCCUUUUAGAGUCUCAAAAUGAUGCAAACGUUGACUCCCUGUUCAACAAGGUCCGAGCCAUAAAAGGCGUCUCAAUGUCCAUACACGACGACGUCAGAUCCCAAAACACACUACUCGACGGCCUAACAGGCUCAAUGGACAAUGUACAAUCAAGACUCAAAUCAACAUUCAACCGAGUCACCAUCAUGAUGAAGAAACCUCAUAACAGAAACUUUUGCUGGAUGGUCGCUGGAAUGGUGUUUGUCUUUUUCGUGCUGUAUUGGAUGGCGUCCCGAAGGGGGAAGGAGAUACCUGAUCAGUAA